UCCAUGUAUUUGCCAGUUUCCUACCUCUUGCUCAAAUAGGGUUCAUUUUAGUGCUUUAUUUCCGUUCUAUCGACUCAAAAAUUAUUGUUUAUUGGUUCACUUUGUUUAAAUCUUGAUUGGGAUUUUCUAAUUUUUGUUUAAAGAUGGAAACCCCAUUUGGAAGAAAUCAAAGCUUUGUUAUUUGAUAAUCCAAAAUACCAUUCCGAGGGCUCACACGUUCGGGGAGAAAUUGAAUCGGGAAUUAUCAAUGUUUGAUUCGAAGAGAACCCAUUUGGCAAUUUCUCCUAGAAUCGAAAUUUAUUUGUAGGACUGGGUCUGGUUAACCCUAAGUUUCUUUCAAAACUCGUGGCAAACAUUUUGCGUGUCUUGAAAUUGCACACGAGUAUGGGUUGUGUUUGUGGUAAGUGCUGUAGCAGAUUUCGACGAACCUCAGGUGGUGAUAACAAGGAAGAAUUGGGGGUGUAUCCUGGUCAGAAUACACAUAUACUUGCUAACCGGUUGGUAGAGAUUGUGAAUGUUCCUUCACACAAUUUCAGGUUAGAGUAUUCUGUUCUUACACAACGUGGUCAUUAUCCUGAAACACCUGGUAAGGAAAAUCAAGAUAGUUAUUGUAUCAGAACGAAUAUUCAGGGCAACCCUGAUGUUCAUUUCUUUGGUGUGUUUGAUGGGCAUGGACAGUUUGGAACCGAGUGCUCGAAUUUUGUUAAGGAUAGGCUCGUUGAGAUUUUAUCAAUUGAUGCUGCAUUACUAGUUGAUCCGGUCAAGGCUUAUAGUGCUGCAUUUUUGGCAACAAAUGAUGAACUUCAUAAUAGUGAUAUAGAUGAUUCCAUGAGUGGUACUACGGCCAUAACAGCUCUUUUGAUUGGGGAUAAGCUUUAUGUUGCAAAUGUUGGCGACUCGAGAGCAGUGUUAGCUGUCAAGGAAGGGAAUAAAAUUGUCGGUCAAGAUUUAUCUCGUGACCAGACGCCAUUCCGGGUAGAUGAAUGUGAGAGAGUGAAGCUUUGUGGGGCUAGGGUUUUGAGUGUUGAUCAAGUGGAAGGGCUUAAGGAUCCAGGAAUACAAUCUUGGGGAGAUGAGGAAACUGAGGGUGGCGAUCCACCUAGGUUAUGGGUUCAAGAUGGGAUGUAUCCAGGAACUGCAUUUACGCGUAGUGUAGGGGAUAGACUGGCGGAGAAGAUUGGUGUUGUUGCUGAUCCGGAAGUGUCCAUGGUAGAGCUUUCAGCUAAGCACCCAUUCUUUGUUGUUGCAAGUGAUGGGGUGUUUGAGUUCCUACCUAGCCAAACUGUUGUGGACAUGGUUACAAAAUAUCCUGAUCCCAGGGAUGCAUGUUCCGCCAUUGCCACAGAAUCAUAUAAAUUAUGGUUAGAGCAUGAAAAUCGGACAGAUGAUAUAACCAUCAUCCUUGUACAAAUUAAAGAAUUGACUAAUAGGUAGAGCAAAUCAGGAAUUUGCAGCGUUUGCUCUUAUGCUUUGAAGCAGUAUCUGGAUUGAAAAUAAGUCUGGGGAAAUCUGAAGCUAUCAUAGUGGGAGGUGGAUAACAUGGUGGAGUUGGCUACUAUACUAGGAUGCAGGGUUGCGCGAUUACCUAUGACAUAUCUUGGGCUACCUUUAGGCGCUUGGUUUAAAAGCACACAUAUCUGGAAUAGUAUUGUUGAAAGGGUGGAGAGAAGGCUAGCGGGGUGGAAGCGUAUGUACCUCUCAAAGGGAGGUCGUCUUACUCUCAUAAGAUCCAAGUUGUCGAACCUCCCUUCUUACUUCAUGUCGUUUUCUAUUCCUAUUGCAGUGGCAAAAAAAUUGGAAAGGAUCCAAAGGAAUUUUCUUUAGGGAGGAUUAAUGCAGGAGAUGAAAUUACAUUUGAUUAAUUGGGGUAUCGUAUGUUCUCCCAUGAGGUUGGGUGGUCUCGGAUUGAGGAGUUUCAUACUGUUUAAUAAAGUUUUGUUGGGUAAAUGGUUGUGGCUAUUUGGAAUGGAGAGGGAGUUUUGGGAGAGAAAUUAUAGGAGCAAAAUAUGUUGUUAUGGAGAGGGGAUGGUGUUUAGUCGAGAGUCGAGGCUCUUAUGGGGUAAGUCUGUGGCGAUAUAUCCGGUGAGGGUUGACGUUUGUAGUGGGGAAUGGUCAUACUAUCAAUUUUUGGGAUGAUUGUUGGUGUUGAGAUCAACCACUAAGAUUGAAAUUUCCUUGUAUCGUAUUGCAUUGUUGCCGUCUGUCAUGGUGAAUGAUGUUUUAGAUAUUCAUAAUGGGAGUAUCAGUUGGAACAUUGCUUGUGCACGGGGUUUACACAACUACGCGCUGUUUUUGACAUCUUUAAAUGAGGUACAAAUCAGGGCAGGAUAUGGUGAUUGCAGUAGGUGGAGGUUGGCACGGGAUGACAUGUUUUUAGUCGGCACUUUCUUUAAAUCUUUAUUGGGGGUUGAGAAUAGCUCUUUCCCUUAGAAGGCGGUGUGGAAGAGUAAAUUGCUACCACGAUUAGCAUUUUUACUAUGGACUGUGGUCAGAGGACAGGUGAUAACGGCGGAAAACCUACGGACAAGGGGUUUUUGUAUUACAGAGUGGUGCUUUAUGUGUCAGAGGGAUGGGGAGUAGCAGACUUGCAUGAAAGCUUAUUCCGGGCUGUAUAGUUUGGUAUGUGUGAAGAAAAAGGAACAUCCGAUGCGUUGAUGAUCAAACAAGAACAACAGAGCAACUUAGAGAAUUGUUUUAUUUCACAUUGUACACUUGGUUUAAUGCGGUGGCUACUAGUCAUAUAGAUGGGCUGCCCAAUUUUAUGAUGUUUCUUUCAG
Messenger RNA from Olea europaea var. sylvestris, 2777 nucleotides. RefSeq names its product probable protein phosphatase 2C 35. Gene Ontology annotation, biological process: protein dephosphorylation. The record is from RefSeq and is a predicted model, not a curated record. Gene Ontology annotation, molecular function: protein serine/threonine phosphatase activity; cation binding. NCBI's taxonomy places the organism in Eukaryota, Viridiplantae, Streptophyta, Magnoliopsida, Lamiales, Oleaceae. Gene Ontology annotation, cellular component: cytosol; nucleus. The transcript is spliced from 3 exons. The coding region runs from base 385 to 1434 and encodes 349 amino acids.